AUGGCGUCUGAAAUCCCUCCUGAGGGAGAUCCCCUUGUCGCCACCCUCCCCCCGGCGACCGACUACAUGACCUAUCUUACCCUGUUGGAAUUCCAAUUAACUCCUCAGAAUCUCCCAACACUCAGCAGACUACUAGGCGAUGAUGAUGGUACCCUGGCCAAAGAAAUUGGCUGGGACCUGCUUAAGCUGGUGCUGCGAUUCUUGGGUGACGCUCCAGACGAAGCCAACAAGUGCUUGGAGAUUAUUGCCCGCAGAGGCAACCCCCGAGAGGUGGUAGUGCGAGUAGCCGAGGAACUAGAGAAAUUGGGCGAUGGCGAAGACGACGACGAUCUCAAUGUGGAUGACAAUGACGACGAUGAGCUGCCCACGUUUACAGGCGAGGCCCCUCGAGUCCAUCUUGGAGCCAUGGCUUUGGACGGCAUGCCUCCUGUCAAGGCAAAAGCUACUGAAGCUGCUACUGCUACUGCUACUGCUACUGCUACUGUCGAACCCACCAGCGAAGCGGCCACCCCUGCACAACCACCGCCUGCUAACAGGGCAUUGAAGUUGCAAUCUCUCUUCAACAUGCUCGGGAUUCUCCAUCCAAGAAUUAAGACACAGUUCCCAAGCCGCUUCCUCGCCACAUCUCUGCCAGCAGCCCUAGGAGCAUACAGGCAUGUUCCCAUUACCACCGCCAGCACACUGUCUUUUCUGGCCGUUCUAGAACAGCUGGCCGGCAAGACACGACCACCACUUCCACCGCGAGCGAGCGAAACACAAGUUCCACUGGCGGCCACAGCGACCACAGCGACAUCGACAGCGACAUUGCCAGACCCGGAGGCCAAGACCGAAGAGGCAGAGAAAGGCGGGGGCGUCAACGUGCCAUCCCACGACGAAAAGGCCAUUAUUUCCCGGCUGUUGCACGCUGUCCUGCUCGAGAUCUUGGACGAAUACCUAUCGUCUCUUUCAGACGACCAGUUCCCAUCCAUGUCAUGGACCAGCCGACUACGCGAGAAACUCGAACCUCAGAAGCUCCUCCCACGUAAAGGAACCGAGACCCAACUGUUCGAGGGCUCACCCGAACUCCAGGCACGAGAAGCCGUGCUUUCGAAGGUGCAGAAGAUCAGCCUGGAUCUGGGCUGCGAUGCAUCCGCCGAGAUCAAGCGGCUCGUGCACGCGGACGACGUCGACGACGACGACGGACUCGAAGCGGAAACAGAGGAAGAACCGUCCGAGUACCCGACAUCUCCGUCUCAGAUCCCGCUCCCACAGAACGGAGUCAUCUUCCUCUACGCAUACCAGUCGUACCUGGACGCAGUCGGCGCUGGCGCCGGCGGCACCUCCAACCCUGGGGCUUCACUGCUUUCCAUCCCGGCGAUUGCUCAGCUGAUCGACCAUUCCUCCCCUCUCUCAGCAACCCCAGCGAUCCCAUCGGCCGCGCUGUUAGACUCGCUCCUCUCCCUGCUCUACCGACAAGCACUAACCGUCUCCCAACACGUUGAAGCCCAACACCAACAACAACAACAACAACAACAACAACAACAACAACAACAACAACAACAAACACCCCCACCGCCUCCUACACCCUCCCGUCCCGUCCCGUCCCCGGCCAAAUUCCUCCUCCUGAUCAGCACCCUCACGCAACUCUUCAGCAUCACACCGUGGCCCUCCCUGCGCGACUCCGCGCACCGCAUCGCAAGCCAACUCCUGCACGCGUACCCAAAUCCAUCGGUCCGCCUGCAGAUCAUCGCGCAGACGAUCGAAGGCAGCACGCUGAGCUCCAACUGGGCGGAGUUCGAAGAGGACCCAGACCCACAGCCGGGCAUCGACGAGGAAACGGGCCUCACGCGGAGCACGUCGGCGCUGGAGCCGCAUCCCAUCCCGCUUGCGCCGCCGCAGCAGCUGGGCGUGCUGAAGGCUGUCGGCGUCGAUUGGUUGAAGGAUGAGGUCGUGCGGUUUUUGAGCGUGCGGCGACUGCAGGGAGGCCAGCAAGCAGCCUCUGGACCUGCAGCUACAGAGCCGGGCUUGGACCCGAAUCUGAUCAUGGACGAAAAGCACGAGGCGGAGAUCAAAGGCAACGAAUCGGCGCUCCUGGAUCUCCUAUUCCCCAAGGAGCUGCCGGCGCUUGGUGUCGUCGAUCUAGCUCCAGGAGGGGGAGCUGAAGGAGAGCCAGAGGCAGAGGCAGAAGCAGAAGACAAAAUAUCCGACUUCUUGCUGCACAUCCCCUUCUACAUCUCGACGUUGAAUCUGCUCAGCAUCAUCCUCGCACCACAGCCUAAGCCUCAGCCUGGGUCUCCCGCUCCGUCCUCGAAUUCCGCAUCGUUCACGAGCCGCGUCUCCGCGCAUGUCACCUCGCUGGGCGCGUCACUGAAGGUCCUUACGUCUUUGCUUUCACAGGCGUCGUCGACUGCUGAUGAUGGAUCCGCCGGCGACGCCUAUCUGGCUGAGAGCCGAGCGGACGUCUUUGCGCUACUGGACGCGUAUGAGCGCGCGUGUGUGGUCUUGGGAGAGUGA
Exophiala aquamarina CBS 119918 is the source of this 2493-nucleotide messenger RNA. RefSeq lists its product as uncharacterized. Gene Ontology annotation, cellular component: cytoplasm. The record is from RefSeq and is a predicted model, not a curated record. Gene Ontology annotation, biological process: cellular response to oxidative stress. The coding region runs from base 1 to 2493 and encodes 830 amino acids. The transcript has a single exon. Lineage: Eukaryota; Fungi; Ascomycota; Eurotiomycetes; Chaetothyriales; Herpotrichiellaceae.